This is a messenger RNA of Portunus trituberculatus (swimming crab), 2472 nucleotides long. Its product is annotated as extensin-like. NCBI's taxonomy places the organism in Eukaryota, Metazoa, Arthropoda, Malacostraca, Decapoda, Portunidae. The coding region runs from base 1 to 2472 and encodes 823 amino acids. The record is from RefSeq and is a predicted model, not a curated record. The transcript has 6 exons.
AUGCCGUCAGGCAGUCCCACUCCCACUCAGCGGUUUGCUACGGCGGUAGGAAGGCACUCGAUAGCCUUCUUCACCUGCCGGAAAGGAGUCGAAAAGGGAGCCAAGCCCCUCUUGUUGGACCAGUUGGCCGGCCUGAAGGUGGACAGGCUAGCCACAAAGGAUCAGGAGACACCCAUUAGGGUGCAGUACCUGGCAGGAGUCUUGUUCUUCAGCCUGGCCAGGGGCGAUGGAAAGAGAGUGGGCAACCACGCAGAGUCCCAUAUAGAGGAUGAGGCCGUCCCAGAGGCGGGGUAUGAGGACGGCCCCACACCUGAGGCUGGCCAGGUGGUGGUGGCCGUCCCCGCACCGCCACGCCUCGGGUACUCAGCCCCCUCACCGCCACGCCUCGGGUACUCAGGCCCCACACCGCCAGGCCUCGGGUACUCAGCCCCUUCACCGCCACGCCUCGGGCACUCAGCCCCCUCACCGCCACGCCUCGGGUACUCAGCCCCCGCACCGCCACGCCUCGGGCACUCAGCCCCCUCUCCGCCACGCCUCGGGUACUCAGCCCCCACACCGCCACGCCUCGGGCACUUAGCCCCCUCUCCGCCACGCCUCGGGUACUCAGCCCCCACACCGCCAGGCCUCGGGUACUCAGCCCCCACACCGCCACGCCUCGGGUACUCAGCCCCCACACCGCCACGCCUCGGGUACUCAGCCCCCACACCGCCACGCCUCGGGUACUCAGCCCCCACACCGCCACGCCUCGGGUACUCAGCCCCCACACCGCCAGGCCUCGGGUACACAGCCCCCACACCGCCACGCCUCGGGUACUCAGCCCCCACACCGCCACGCCUCGGGUACUCAGCCCCCACACCGCCACGCCUCGGGUACUCAGCCCCACACCGCCACGCCUCGGGUACUCAGCCCCACACCGCCACGCCUCGGGUACUCAGCCCCACACCGCCACGCCUCGGGUGCUCAGCCCCACACCGCCACGCCUCGGGUACUCAGCCCCACACCGCCACGCCUCGGGUACUCAGCCCCACACACCGCCACGCCUCGGGUACUCAGCCCCCACACCGCCACGCCUCGGGUACUCAGCCCCCACACCGCCAGGCCUCGGGUACUCAGCCCCCACACCGCCACGACUCAGGUACUCAGCCCCCACACCGCCACGCCUCGGGUACUCAGCCCCACACACCGCCACGCCUCGGGUACUCAGCCCCCACACCGCCACGCCUCAGGUACUCAGCCCCCACACCGCCAGGCCUCGGGUACUCAGCCCCACACCGCCACGCCUCAGGUACUCAGCCCCACACCGCCACGCCUCGGGUACUCAGCCCCCACACCGCCAGGCCUCGGGUACUCAGCCCCCACACCGCCACGCCUCGGGUACUCAGCCCCCACACCGCCACGCCUCGGGUACUCAGCCCCCACACCGCCACGCCUCGGGUACUCAGCCCCACACCGCCAGGCCUCAGGUACACAGCCCCACACCGCCAGGCCUCGGGUACUCAGCCCCCACACCGCCACGCCUCGGGUACUCAGCCCCCACACCGCCACGCCUCGGGUACUCAGCCCCCACACCGCCAGGCCCCGGGUACUCAGUACUCGCACCGCCACACCUCGGGUACUCAGCCCCACACCGCCACGCCUCAGGUACUCAUCCCCCACACCGCCACGCCUCAGGUACUCAUCCCCCACACCGCCACGCCUCAGGUACUCAUCCCCACACCGCCACGCCUCAGGUACUCAUCCCCACACCGCCACGCCUCAGGUACUCAUCCCCCACACCGCCACGCCUCAGGUACUCAUCCCCCACACCGCCACGCCUCAGGUACUCAUCCCCACACCGCCACGCCUCAGGUACUCAUCCCCACACCGCCACGCCUCAGGUACUCAUCCCCCACACCGCCACGCCUCAGGUACUCAUCCCCCACACCGCCACGCCUCAGGUACUCAUACCCCCGCACCGCCACACCUCGGUUACUCAUCCCCCACACCGCCACGCCUCAGGUACUCAUCCCCCACACCGCCACGCCUCAGGUACUCAUCCCCCACACCGCCACGCCUCGGCCACAGGAGGCACCACUGUCGCGGCAAGAGUACAAAUUUAACACCGAGUGGCCGCCCUUCUGGCAAUCAGAAUCCCUGACGCUACAUAGCCCGCGCCGCCAGAUCCCGCCACUGAAGAUGUACCAGUCAACGGACCAAAGAACGUUCUACCUCUCUGUUCCCUCGGGAAGAAAAGCGAAAUGUCAGGAAGCCCCAGGCCCAGAGGAAGCCCUUUCGGACCGGAACUGCAUUUCCCAAACCUCACCAAGAGAAAGCUGCCUCUUCCAGUCACCGUGGCUCAAGAUACUGACUCCACAACAGCUGGCCUCCUGUCAGGCUGGGUCGCCUCCUGGCCCACCACAACUCUUCACAGUGCCCAAGAAGGACUCCGACAUGGACAGACUAGUAGUGGACCUCAGUGCCCUGAACAAGUAG